CUUGAUUAGUCUUUGGUUAUGCGGAAGAGCCAGCUGAUCCCGCUGGAAUAUAAAUCAUUUUGUGUAAUCUCACUGUCAGAGGAUUCAGUACAGACAGCUUGGUGUGAUAAUUAUCUGGAGUGUGUAGAGGGAGUGGCACAACUGCUUAGGAAGGCAUGAGAAAGAUCUUACGGUCAGGACAGGAGAGAGUGGCAGCAUAGGGUGAAGCUUUAUCUCAGACCAGUGUUUCCUGAUCCCUCAUGGCGUAUGCAGCAUACUGGAUGAGGCUUCAUGGUGAAGCAGCUGCUUCCCCACUGGAAGUACAUCAUAGCAGCAGGUCUUCAACCUACUAUCCCACUGCAGGGUCCUACAGUGUCAAGUCGCAGCCUAGCCAGGCCACACCCAAACCGGCGGCUCAGGUCUCCACUGCGAAGCCUGCACAGUUUGAGACAGCACCAUCAGGAUCCACCAUGGCUACAAAGCCUGGGGGGGUUGCCACAGCAACAGGCGGGGCCAGAGGAAGUGCUUCAGUUGGGACAGCUGGAAAACAGGCACCUAAAGCCAAACCAGAGACUAACACUACGCCGGCAGGUGCUACUGUUAUUGACAUGUCCUCCGCUGGGACUACUCAUGUCGACAUGACAUCAGCUGGGGCGAGAGGCGGUACUAAAGAGAUGUCCAAGACGACACCUGUCUCCCAAGUCAAAGCCUCAGCUACAGCUCCUUCUCCUGCUGCUGGAGCAGCUGCAGCUGCUGGUGCGACAGCGUCUGCAGCAGCAGGCACUGCUGCUGUGACCAAACCUAAAGAGUCACCCAAAGACACAGCCAAGAGUGCCACUGCCACUACAACAGUCAAAGCUGAUGCACCUAAAGUUGAUCCGGCCAAAACAUCAAAGCCAGCUGCAGCAGCCAAGGCUGCAGCUGGAAAGGUGUCUGUACAGGGGAAGAAAGAAGAAGCUAAACCGACACAAACGAAGGUGCAGGUGGAGGUUCCUCCCAUAGAAUCUAAAGGAGCCAAACAGGCAGCUGAGUUGGAUCCAUUUGACGCCCUCGCCAGCAGCUUACCAUCAAAUGAUGCUGUCGCACCACCACAGCCCGUAUACACUGGGCCAGAGGUCAAAGAGCAUGACAUCACUUCCAAGAAGGGUCAAAAGUGUGGAGAAAGAGACAGCACGCUGCCUCCUGGCUACAGAUUUGAAGAUAUGCCUCCAGUUCCUGCAGGUGUUAAACCCAAGGACGUUCCUAAACCACUGAGCACAGACGAGGCCCUGGAUUCCCUUUCAGCUGGUUUCAUGACUUCAACAGCUCUAGCUGCACCCACGAAACAAGAGAAACAUGCUGAUAGCGUCACUGCCUCAUCUGCUGGUCCCACUAACUUUGCACCACCUCCUGUAAAGAAAACUGACGUCCCUGCUGGAGUUCCCCACAAAACCGUGUGUCCUGUUCCUCCUGCUGAUAAAAAAGCAAAGAUGGAGAAAGUCUCAGAUGAUUUCUCUCUGGAGGCUGGGCUUCCCUCUGCUCCUCCCAAGAAAGUAGUCCCCCCUGUGGCUGUGUGUCCUGCUCCUCCUGCUGAUAAAAAAGCAAAGAUGGACACCAAGCCCAAGAAUAAUGAGGGUGACUUUAUGUCUCUGGAUGCUCUCAGUGCUCUUGGCGACACACUGGCAGCACCAGAACCAAAACCUGAACCCCCCAAACUCAGACCUGAAGACAUUGUCUCGCAUGACAAACUCAAGAAGGAGAAGGGAGUGCGUGUAGGAGAGAGGGAGGACGCACUUCCUCCAGAGUACAGGUUUAAAGAGGAUGAACUCAAAAAACUGCCUGCUCCUAAACCUGAGCCCACCAUGGAUACUGGUGAGGCUCUGGAUAUUUUGUCUGGAGACUUCAUGACCUCCUCAGCAGCUCCUGCCGUCCAGGCUCCUGUUAUCAAGUCCUCAGCUGCUGCUGCACAGAAAGUUGAAUCCUCUGCAGUUCCUCCUGUGGCUGUGAGUCCUGCUCCUCUUACUGACAAGAAACCCAAGACUGAUCAGGAUGACUUUAUGUCUCUGGAUGCUCUCAGUGCUCUUGGCGACACAUUGGCAGCACCAGAACCAAAACCUGAACCCCCCAAACUCAGACCUGAGGACAUGGUCUCGCAUGACAAACUCAAGAAGGAGAAGGGAGUGCGUGUAGGAGAGAGGGAGGACUCACUUCCUCCAGAAUACAGGUUUAAAGAGGACGAACUCAAAAAACUGCCUGCUCCUAAACCUGAGCCCUCCAUGGAUACUGGUGAGGCUCUGGAUAUUUUGUCCGGAGACUUCAUGACCUCCUCAGCAGCUCCUGCUGUCCAGGCUCCUGUUGUCAAGCCCUCAGCUCCUCCUGCACAGACUAAAGUAGAGGAUUUGUCAGCUCUGGAUUUUCUUUCUGGAGAUUUUAUGGCUCCAACUAAAGCUUCUGGAGUUCACGCAGCUGCCCCUCCGUCUACCAAGAAGACACCACAGAAAAUGGUUUGUCCUCUGGAGAGACCUAAUACCAUUGACGUCUUCUCUGCACCACCACAGCAAGCAAAACCCAAGACUGGUGACCCUAUGUCUCUGGAUGCUCUCAGUGCUCUAGGCGACAUGUUGGCAGCACCAGAACCAAAACCUGAACCCCCCAAACUCAGACCUGAGGACAUGGUCUCGCAUGACAAACUCAAGAAGGAGAAGGGUGUGCGUGUAGGAGAGAGGGAGGACACACUUCCUCCAGAAUACAGGUUUAAAGAGGACGAACUCAAAAAACUGCCUGCUCCUAAACCUGAGCCCUCCAUGGAUACUGGUGAGGCUCUGGAUAUUUUGUCUGGAGACUUCAUGACCUCCUCAUCUGCUCCUGCUGUACAGGCUCCUGCCGUCAAGCCCUCAGCUCCUCCUGCACAGCUCUCUGCAGACUUUGCUCUGGAUGCCUUGGCAGGAGAUUUUGUCUCCUCAACUGCUGCCCCAGCAGUGAAGUCUGCUGCUUUUGUUCCCACAGAAACCGCCCCACAUCUGGCAGCAGAUGCAGACAAUGCCCUGGAUGCUCUUUCAGACACUCUGAAGGAUAUCAAUCCCACCCCUAAGCCCAUCACCCCUGUUCCUGCCAAAGACAUUGUCAAGGAGAAGAAGGCAGUUGAAGAGAGGCUGAUUAAGAUGGGAGACAGAGAUGACUCACUGCCUCCAGAGUACAGACCCACCGAGGAAGAUCGCAAGAAAAUGGCAGAAGCAAAGGCCAAAGCCGCCACAGCACCCAAGGAGACUAUGGAUGAUAAUACUGCUUUGGACCUGCUGUCCAGUGAUUUCUCUACUGAUCCAAAGCCUGUUGCACCGGCCGCAUCAUCUGCAGCCUCAACAAAGCUGGAACCUCCUGUGCUGGACUCUGAACCCCUGAAGCCAAUGGCUGGUCCUGUCUUGGACUCCAUGGCUGGCACACUGCUCCCAGAUGCCCCAGAAUUCAAGUCUAAGGCAGACAAACCAAAGGGCAAGAGCAAGUCAAAGUCAAAGUCUAAAAAACAUCAUUCAGAUGAACCGUCUGCCACUGAUGAGCUGUCUGCUCAGCUAAGCUCAGACGUGGUGCCAACAUCCACAAAGCGGGGAGGCAAGAGCUAGACCACUUGGUUGUCAAUGCAGUUUGUCCUCCGGAGGCCAGAGGAAUGCUCCAGUGAGGGAGCUGGUCUCUGGAUAAUGAUUCUAUUUUUCUAAAUCAUCAAGAAUGUAUACUGACUGGAUGAAAGACAAACCUAGACGUACCCAUAACACUUGCUCAUCAUGCACACACACACACACACACACAACAGCUCUGCGUGCAGCGCCUUACUUGCUCGGUUUCACAUGUAGUCAAAGACGAGAAGCUUUUGCUUUCUGUCUUUAGAGAGAAUAAAAAGAGAGACAAAGAUGGAGAUAAAGAACGAGUGAUGAACAGACAAAAAAAGAGGGAAAAUGUAUGAAGAGAGAAGAGUUUAAGACAAGUGAUAAUCA
This is a messenger RNA of Thunnus maccoyii (southern bluefin tuna), 3944 nucleotides long. RefSeq names its product calpastatin (gene cast). NCBI's taxonomy places the organism in Eukaryota, Metazoa, Chordata, Actinopteri, Scombriformes, Scombridae. Gene Ontology annotation, molecular function: calcium-dependent cysteine-type endopeptidase inhibitor activity. Gene Ontology annotation, cellular component: cytoplasm. Bases 240 to 3575 code for a protein of 1111 amino acids. The transcript has 36 exons. The record is from RefSeq and is a predicted model, not a curated record.